AUGGCAGUUCAGGCACCGCAGUUGUAUUGUUCUGAAAACUUGGGCUUACCCACAACCAUGACCACCAUGUCUACUGGCCUUCAACAAGAUUGGUCGAUGCAGCUCAACCCUGUUUCUGGCCUUGACGACAUUUUUUCCAGCUUUCCGAGCCCUCAGCCUCUUCAUGAUCAUUUUCAUCUUCGUCAAGCCCCUCAAAGUCAGAAUACAAUAAACCUUGAUUGUUGUAACCAAUUAGGAGUUUCAGUUUCCCCUUCCACUUUUAAUUGCUUUCUACCAGCACCGCUUUCUGAAGCUUUGGGUGCUCAGCUUGACUUACAAAGGCACGAGCUUGACUGCAUCCUUCAAUUGCAGAAUGAGAAGCUAAGGUUUGCUUUGCAAGAGCAGAGGAAGCAACAACUGGCAGCCCUCUUGAGGAACUUAGAAUAUAGAACCUUGAGUUUGAUUAGGCAAAAAGAAGAGCACUUAGCACAAGCGACAAAGAGAGCCAUAGAGCUCCAAGAUUGCUUGAGGAAAGCAGAGAUGGAAAGCGAGACAUGGCAGAGGAUGGCCAAAGCAAACGAGACCAUGGUCAUAGACCUCAACAACACGCUUGAACAGGUCAGAGAGAGACUGGUUUUUGUCAGUAACGAAGCUGAAGACGCAGAGUCCUGCUGUGGCUCGUGUGACAGAGGAGGACACAGAGACAACGACAGGGUAGUAAUUCUGCAAGAAAAUCGAGUGGUUGAAGAAAAAGGGAAAAAGUUGGCUUGCAAAAACUGUAACACUAGGAGGUCGUGCGUUCUUUUUCUACCUUGCAGACACCUCUGUUCGUGUAAGUCCUGUGAACCCUUUCUUGGUUCUUGCCCGGUUUGUGAAUCUACCAAGGAGGCAAGCAUGGAGGUCUUUUUGGUCUAA
This is a messenger RNA of Prunus armeniaca (apricot), 894 nucleotides long. The record is from the annotation of a GenBank genome assembly. Lineage: Eukaryota; Viridiplantae; Streptophyta; Magnoliopsida; Rosales; Rosaceae.